CUCUUAUGACUUAUGUGCGACAGAGUCUAAUGAGAAAACAAUUUAAGCCAGAGCUCCAGGGCUGAAGGAGAUAUUAAGUAGACACCUAACCUGUCACUUGGUGUCAGUACAGAAUUGUGAUACGCAAAUAAAUGUACUAAGACCAGCCCCGUUAAAUGCGACUAUAGUGCCUCCAAAAGUAGUCUCUGUACCUGAAAGUCCCAUCUACUUGGGAGGCUGAGGCAGGAGGAUCACUUUAGCCCAGGAGCUCGAGGUUGCAAUGAGCUAUGAUUAUAUCACUCACUACACCGUAGCCUAGGUAAUAAAGAGAGACUUCAUCUCAUAAAAAAAAUAACAAUAGGGCACGUGCUCGCUCAGGUCUGGCCGGGUUGGCGUAGUGAGCCAGGGGCUAGCCGGGCGGCAUGGAGGGGACGUUGGCUGCUGCGCCAGGGGACAUCUCCCUGCACAACUUCAGUGCCAGGCUGUGGAAGCAGCUCAUCCACUUCCACGUUUUGCGGCUGACAGACUCACUCUUCCUGUGGGUGAGAGCCACAACGCACCUGCGCAACCUCCUGCGCAACCUUGCGGUGGCCAUGGGUAGACGCUAUGACUCCAUCCCCGUGUCUACCUCCGUCCUUGGAGAUACUGCUGACAGGACCUCCGCUGGCCUUGCCCAGUGCCUCACCAGGAAGGCCAAUAUACAGGUGUUUGUCAGCUAUAACCUUCAAAACACAGACAGUAACUUCACAUUACUUGUAGAAAACAGGAUCAAGGAAGAAAUGGAGACUUUUCUGGAAAAGUUCUGAGUGGCAGAAGUGAG
Nycticebus coucang (slow loris) is the source of this 799-nucleotide messenger RNA. RefSeq names its product proteasome assembly chaperone 4-like. The transcript has a single exon. NCBI's taxonomy places the organism in Eukaryota, Metazoa, Chordata, Mammalia, Primates, Lorisidae. The record is from RefSeq and is a predicted model, not a curated record. The coding region runs from base 402 to 785 and encodes 127 amino acids. Gene Ontology annotation, biological process: proteasome assembly.